Molecule: messenger RNA, 462 nt
Organism: Lottia gigantea (owl limpet)
Lineage: Eukaryota; Metazoa; Mollusca; Gastropoda; Lottiidae
Exons: 3
Coding region: 1-462 (153 amino acids)
Source: RefSeq, a predicted model, not a curated record
AUGGCCACCAUCCCUGAUAUUCCAAGUGAUGAUGGAUUUGUAGUAGGGAAAUUGGUUGGACUGGUAGUAGGGGAUGUUAUUGGAUUAGUAUUACAAAAGAUUAUUGGACUGGUGGUAGGGGGUGUUAUUGGAUUAGUAUUACAAAAGAUUUUUGGACUGGUAGUAGUAGGAAAAUUGGUUGGACUGGUAGUAGUGGAUGUUAAUGGACUGGUAAAUUGGAGAUGUUGUCGGACUGGUAAUAGGGGAUGCCUACCGACUGGUGGUAGGGAACGCGGACGGACUGGUAAAUGGAAAUAUUGUCGGACUGGUGGAAGAGGUUAUUGUAGGACUGGUAGUAGGCGAUGGUUUUGGGAAGAUUUGAUGGACUGGUAUAAUAGGGGAUAUUUUAAGACUGGUAGUGAAGAUGUUGUUGGACUGGUGGUAAAAGGUGUUGUUGGACUGAUAGAGGCGAAGGUUGUUUGA